AUGCCAGUCUUCAAGCGGUAUGUAUGUUAUCAUUUUACGAAUGACAGUAUUUAUAAUUUAAAUACAAAUUCCAAAAUUGCUUUAACUCCCUUCCAUAAUUUGUAUUCCUUUCCUUUCGUGGCCCUCUCCUCCCCCCCCCCCCCCCCCCAUAUGCUUGUUACCAAGCAAAAGAAUGGAAAUGUUGACAACAGUCUGAACACUGAAGAGAAUGAUGACGAAGAGUAUGGGGAGUAUUUAAGAGAAAUAUGCACCAUACCUGGCAUGGGUCACAGAGUCUUGGUAAUUCAGCCAGACAUCAAGACAGGAUCCAGAAGAUAUCUUUUCACAACCCGAGAAUUAAAACUGGAAGAAACUUGUGCACUUGUAAGAACUUUACCCAAUUGGAAAGUUGUAAAACAGAAAAUUGUACGAACUGACUUUGAGAGAACCAAGAAUGUGUUUGGGUCUGGAAACUUUGAGCUUCUACUCCGUGAAGUCAGAUCAAAAAAGACGAUUACCGCUGUCGUUAUAGGAAUCGAUCGCCUCACGGGACUGCAGAUUAACACGUUACAAGAGGCUUGGGGUCUUCCUGUGUAUGAUCGGUACAUGCUUGUGCUUCAGAUCUUUAAAGAUCAUGCUCAGUCUCCUGAAGCCAAGCUGCAGGUUGCACUUGCAGAAAUACAUUAUAUUAGAUCCAGGAUGCAGCUUAUUCUCGGAGGUUAUGAUGCGGAGAUGAUGCAUUUGAUUGGUGCAGGGAGUCAGAUGCAUCGAGAUAACAGGCGUAUGCUCCUGCAGCGCCGGGAAUCAAAGUUGAAAUGUGAACUGGAAAAGCUGCACAGCCAGCGGCAGACGGUGAGACAGACGAGAGUUCACAACAGUGUGCCAACUGUAGCGGUGGUUGGAUACACAAAUUCAGGGAAGACAACUCUCAUAGUUGUUUCUAAAUUCUUAUUCACUGGGAAGACAACUCUAUGUUGCUCUAUCUGUGUCCCUCUGUUGCUGUGUCUCUGCCUCCCCUUGUUGCCUGUCUGUUUUUUCCCCCUAGUUGUCUGUUUCUGUUUCUUUUCCUUACUUGAUGUGAUUCUGCAUAUCCGUGACGCCAGCCACCCAGACAGGAAGCUGCAGAUCCUGUCCGUACACAAAACUUUGGAGAGUUUGCUUGGUGAAGACAAGCUACAAAACAUGCUGGAGGUCUACAACAAAGUUGAUUUAAUCACCGAAGAGGAGGCAAUCGAGUUGGACCCAGGUAUUCUUCAGAUAUCAGCUGUCAAAGGUCAAGGCCUGGCUGACCUUGGGGUCAAGUUGGAAGAAAUGCUGUUAACUACAGCUGGCCAUAUGAAGAAGACAUUCAGGAUUCCAAACAGUGAAGGAAUGCUCAACUGGCUUUAUCAGGAGGCUGCUGUAGAAUCUGCAGUUCCAGAUCCUAAAGAUGGCCAAUUUUUGAUAGUCCGAGUUAUCAUUUCUAAACCUGCCUACGGAAAGUUCCAGGCCAGAUUUUCUCGCAGAUCUUCCAGCUCCUGA
Candidula unifasciata is the source of this 1500-nucleotide messenger RNA. The record is from the annotation of a GenBank genome assembly. Lineage: Eukaryota; Metazoa; Mollusca; Gastropoda; Stylommatophora; Geomitridae.